Pelagomonas calceolata is the source of this 2526-nucleotide messenger RNA. Lineage: Eukaryota; Pelagophyceae; Pelagomonadales; Pelagomonadaceae. The record is from the annotation of a GenBank genome assembly.
GCAGCGCGUGCAAAUGCGACCCGACUGCAAGCUUUGGUUGCGAGAGGCCUGUUAAAAAGCUUCGUGAGCGCCGUGCACGGCGCACGAAGACGUGCCGCACGCGACGAUCGCGCGGAGACCCCCGCCGACAGGCUGCUGACGGCCCGCGGGCUGCCUUGCGGCCCCGACACAGCCGCCUUAGGCUGCCCCACAGUUGCGCCAGCUCGUUCAAUAGUUAAGCGGGCACGCACGCAAGACUCAUUCAAGGCAAGGGAAGCCAUGGCACGAGUAGCGCUCCUCCUCGCGUUCGGCGCACGAGCCUCCGCGAAGUGCCUCUCGUCCGACGCCUUGGAGCACGAGUUCCUCGGCAUCACGGGAUUGGAGUUCAUGCCGUCGGAAGGCAGCUGCUGCCAGUUCGACGUCUGCGGCCUGCCCUGCGCCCAGCCGCACGACCCGAAGAACGCGCCGAAGUUCUACGGACGCAGUGUCGCGAUGGCCGUCGCCGCCUUCUGCGCCAUUGGCUUGGUGGCGUCCUACUACGUCGGCGGCGACACGGCCAAGUUCUUCGUCGCGGGACGGACACUGCCGCUACCGAUCGUGGUGAUGACGCUCGCGUCGCAGUGCAUCGACGCGAACGCCGUAUUAGGUAAUGCGGACUUGUCGUAUUGGUACCAUUUCUACGACGGCGCCGUGUUGCCGAUCGGCCUCGGGCUUUCAUUAAUUCUCAACGGACUCUUCUUAGCCAAGCCGAUCAACGAGAUGAAGCUCCUGACGCUUCCCGAUUUGUAUGCGCGCAAGUACGGGAGACUCACGGAGGUUCUGGGGUCGUUGAUCUGCACGGCGUCGUUCAUCGCAUUGCUCGCCGGUAAUUUGGUCGGGUGCGGCAAGAUUUUAGCCUAUCUGUAUCCCACGGUGCCGUUGAAGGCCGGCAUCGUAACAUCGGGCCUGGUCAUGCUCCUGUAUACGGCGGCCGGCGGUUUGGUGAGCGUGGCGUAUUCCGACUGCGCGCAAGCUAUGUUCGGGUUGUUGGGCGUGGCCGUGUGUGCGUUGUGGGCGGCGCAUCACGGGAACAAGGCGCCGCCGGACUCGAUCGGCUUCCCGGGCUACACGUACCCGGACACGUUCGGUCAACGGGUGUGCGACAAGUACGACGGCGUGCCGUGCGAGAACGACGCCGCCAAGUGCUGCUACAACACCGAGAAGUGGUGCCCCUCCGACGACAACUGUCGGGCGGACAACGGCGCGUACUGGUGGAAGGGCGGCGACGCCCGCAUUUUUGAUUCAGUCAAUGAACAGGGCGGCAACCAGAUGCUCAAUCCGCACUCGCUGACGCCCUUCCCGAACGCGAUUUUAUUUAAUUGGGCGACGGUCUUCAUCCUCGCGUUCGGAAACCUGGCCGCCCUCGACUUCCAGGCGCGCUGCAUGGCCGCGAAGACGGCGAAAAUAGCACAAAUUGGAUGUCUGAUGGCGGGCAUCCUAGGAAUCAUGGUCGCGACGCCCUUCGCGCUCAUGGGCGGGGUCGCGCGCUACUACUACGGGCCCGAUUCCAUGCAUGCCGAGUUCGAGGCCGACACGUGUCACCGGGCCAUCGACUUCCCGACGUGCGCGCAGUGGAUUCCGGACAAGCAGGCCGUGUUGAGGGUGCUCACGAAAGUAGCCCCGAACGUGAUCGGGGCCUGGACUUUGAUAGGCAUCGUGGCCGCCAGCAUGUCCACCUCGGACGGCGCCAUCCUCGCCAUGUCGACGGUGGCCUCGCACAACUUGUUCGCGAACCUGCCGCGCUUCCUGCCCAAGCAUUUCGACGCGGACUUGGUGACCACCAAAAAUAAAUUGACGUUGACCCGGUUCUUCGGCAUUCCGUGCACGGUCGCCGCCAUCCUCAUCGCGUGCUACAAGGCCGACACGACGGGCUACUUGCUAGUCGUAGCGUUCGACAUCGUGUUGGCGGGCUGCGUCGUGCCCAUUUUCGGGGCGUGCUACUGUAAAACUCCAUCGCCCACGGCCGGUCUCGCCGCGAUGGUCGGCGGCUCGUUAUUACGCAUCAUCCUCGAGUUCUCGUUACCGAAGGACGGCAUGCUCAUCGCGCCCUUCGGCGGCGACGAGUUCUUGGAUUACGGCAGGCCCAAGAGUUCCUUGUACCCGACGUUCUUCGACGUGCCGGAGGCGGACAAGUGGUCGCGCGACUCGGACCAGUGCGAGCAGAGUCGGUUGGAGGACUGGACGGGCCUGGAUAGUAUGUUGGCGCCCGCCUUCUCGCUCGUCUGCUUUCUGGUCGUGCACUUUUUGGAGAAAUUCGGCGGCGUGACGUUGGUGUCGUCGUGGCUCGUCAAGCCCGUCCCCGAGGAGCUUGAUGAUGAUUUCCUGCCCAAAAAGGCCGAUGAGUCUAUACCCGAGCCUCCCUCAACACCCGUCAAGCCCAAGGCCCCCGCGGUCCUGCCCAAGGCCGACGAGGAGGCCGCGGCCGAGCCCGUCCACAAGGCCGUCGACGAGGAGAGCGCCGAGGGCCGGGGCUGCGCCGUCGCCUAGCGCCCUGCACAUACCACCUGC